This is a messenger RNA of Echinops telfairi (small Madagascar hedgehog), 3821 nucleotides long. RefSeq names its product ankyrin repeat and SOCS box containing 1 (gene ASB1). The record is from RefSeq and is a predicted model, not a curated record. Gene Ontology annotation, molecular function: protein binding. The transcript is spliced from 5 exons. NCBI's taxonomy places the organism in Eukaryota, Metazoa, Chordata, Mammalia, Afrosoricida, Tenrecidae. Gene Ontology annotation, cellular component: ubiquitin ligase complex. Gene Ontology annotation, biological process: intracellular signal transduction; protein ubiquitination.
CGGUUGGCAAUCGACGCUUACCCCGUGUAGGCAGUGGAGAAGCCCCUGCCCACCCCCCACCAUAGCCUGCGGCCUCUGGCCGGAGUCGUCCUUCACUGCCCAUGGGGUUUUGGCCCCCGGAUUGCAGUGACCGGGACUGGGGGGUAGGGCUAGACUUGGAGGGGCCCUGGGAAAUGAGAGGAAUGAGGAGGGCGUCAGUGCAGAGGGCAAUCGCCUGGCCUGCCGGCAGCACUUGCCCCUGGACCAAACGCUGGUGCAACUCAGCUGGCCAUUUAAGCCCCAGAAACACAGGCAGACCAGUGACAGCGGCCCUUUUCAAACCCACACAUCCUUCCGUCCACCCAGUCAACACAGGUGCGAAUCUGAAGGAGUGGCUGCGGGAGCAGUUUUGUGACCAUCCCCUGGAGCAGUGUGAGGACACGCGGCUCCAUGAUGCGGCCUACGUGGGCGACCUGCAGACUCUCAGGAGCCUGCUGCAGGAGGAGGGCUUCCGGAGCCGCAUCAACGAGAAGUCGGUGUGGUGCUGUGGCUGGCUGCCCUGCACGCCGCUGCGCAUCGCGGCCACUGCCGGCCAUGGGCACUGUGUGGACUUCCUCAUCCGCAAGGGGGCAGAGGUGGACCUGGUGGACGUCAAGGGGCAGACGGCCCUCUACGUGGCUGUGGUGAACGGGCACCUGGAGAGUGCCCAGAUCCUCCUGGAGGCCGGCGCGGACCCCAACGGCAGCCGGCACCACCGCAGCACGCCCGUCUACCACGGAGGCUAGGAAGCCCGGGACAUGCUCUGUGCAGCACUGCCUCUAAGUCCUGUCCCCUCGCCCCGUCCACUCAGGUACGGAGCUGACGUUGAUGUCAACCACCAACUGACCCCCGAGGUCCGGCCCCCCUUCUCCCGGCGGCUCACCUCCCUGGUGGUGUGCCCCCUGUACAUCAGCGCGGCCUACCACAACCUCCAGUGCUUUAAGCUGCUGCUGCAGGCGGGCGCCGACCCCGACUUCAACUGCAGCGGCCCAGUCAACACGCAGGGCUUCUGCCGCGGCUCCCCCGGCUGCGUCAUGGACGCCGUCCUGCGCCACGGCUGUGAGGCGGCCUUCGUCAGCCUGCUUGUGGACUUUGGGGCCAACCUAGGUCUGGUCAAGUGGGAGUCUCUGGGCCCAGAAGCACGGGGCCGGCGCAAGGUAGACCCUGAGGCCCUGCAGGUCUUCCGAGAGGCCCGAAGUCUCCCCAGGACCUUGCUGGGUCUGUGCCGUGUGGCCGUGAGACAGGCGCUUGGCAAACACCGGCUCCAUCGGAUCCCCUCGCUGCCGCUGCCAGACCCCGUCACCAAGUUCCUGCUCUAUGAGUAGGGCGAGAAGGGGCAGGAGUGGCGCCUGGAGGGGUCCCGCCUGCCUGGGGCUUGUCUCGGGUCCCAGGUCAUUGCUGCCCGAGAGGCCUGGACAGAAGUGCCCCUUGCUUCAUUCUGGCGUACCUCCCGUGGGUCCUGACAGGUGCACUCUCCUGGCAGCCCUGGGUGUGUGCAGGCAUGUGCGGCAGGCCCAGAAGGCACCUGGGACCUUGGCAGCACGUGCUUGUCUUAUCACCUCUGCUCCUACACAUGAUUGCCACUUGAUGCCCGUCUGCUCAUGUCCCACUGUCCAGGGCGUCCCGGGAGAAGGAAGCAGGGGUGGGUGGCAGGUCAUGCGUGCCGCUCUCAGAGCUCCUGGGCUGGCGGGGUCUGUGCAGAGUGGGGUGUUGGCUGAGCAUCUGCAUUCAGGGUCUGCUCCCCAUGCACAGGCCGAGCGUGGGUCUGUGCGGCGCCAAGCCUGCCACCGUGUGGGGAUUUUGGGCUGUGCGCCCACAGGACCACGGUGGGGGAGCUUUGAGAUGGGAUCGGGUGUAGGAGGGUCGCAUGGAGCCAGCCGGGAAAUGACCCCGAACUGUCCCCCAGCACUCACUGCCAGUUCUAGGGAGAAGAUGCCCCGCCUGCUGCAAAGGCCCCCAGCCGCUGAGGGUCCACAGCCGGGUCCUGGUGGUUGGCACCUCACUUGUCUGCUUGUGAGGGUCUUGGAACAGGGUGGGGGAGUGGGCCAGGGGUCGGUUGGGACACCUGUGGUUACGUGGUCUCAAUGAAGCACCCCACUGUCAUUCCGUGGGGUCCCUGCAGUCCCCUCAUGGGAAGCGUCUGAGGACUCCCCAUAGGAGCUGGGACUGCAGGCUCUUCCGGGCAGACCAUGUGUCGGAGCCUUUGCGCUUUGUGGUAGUAAGAGGGACUCGGGGGCAUCACGUCUCUGUGUGCGGGAGCUGGUCGCACCGAGAUGGCUGCUGCCCAGUGUGUGCCCUUUGGCCACAUGAAGUGGAGUCUUGCACCCCCUUCCUUAGCAACUCUGCCUGGGUGCCAGACUGACCCUGUCUCUGGGUGGAGGUUGCUGGGUGAGCUGACGUCUGCGCUAUGACAGUUGUGCAGUGUUCCUGGGGGGUGGGGGGCUGUGGCACCCAUGCAAGGGCGAGUCAGGCUUGGCAGUCUUCGGAACGGCACAGAUUGAGCAGUGUGGCUCACUGGGGUGAUGUGGUCAGGCUGUGUAGCAUCCUAGGGGGCUGAGCGGUCCUCUGAGGGGACGGGCAGGCCAUGGGCUACCCCUGAGGUUGAUACUAGGCUUUGUAGUCCUCCCGAGGGGGUGGGAUGGUGCUUGUGUGGUGCCCCUGAGGGGACGGGGUCAGGUCAUGGACCUUUGGUGAGGUCAGCAGGGCCCCCGAGGUGGAUGGUCCGAGAUUGGCUGGGCUUCCUCAGAGUGUCUGGGCUGGACCGGGAGGGUGGGGAGCCGUGUGGAGUCAGGAGACCCCCUCUGGGAGGAGUGUGGGCAUCGUCACAGCUGUACCCGAUGCUGGGGGCUCCCGCCUGGGGAGCAGUCACGCGGGUCAGGCUGGGCUGUUGGUUGGGCAGGGUUUUGCCUGAGACGGAACGAUGGUCACUUGGGUGGGCAGAGUCCUUGUGGAGUUGUGUGAGCAGGGGCCAGCACCUCCCCCUGCCUGCCUCUGGUGGGCUGUGGUGCAGUCAAGGGGGCCUGCCCUCUGUGGGUGUGGGGUGGGAGCCUGAAGGACAAGACCACUGCCCAGAUCCUUGGGUUUGAGGAGGGCAGCUCUGGCCUUGGGAGCUACAGUGGCCGGGCCCCGUGCCACUGUUACCCUCGGGCUGCCCUUGUGCCUUGGACUGGGCAUGUGUGUGCGGUCCUGCGUUCUAGAAGGACUGGCCCCCCUCCCGACCCCCUGCCGUGCCCCGGGCCUCAGUUUGGCUGUGGCAGAGGGUCGGUCCGGCCUCCUUUGCCGGUUUCCCUGGUUUCCAGUAGCUGUGAGGUUCACCCUUGUUGGAGGGAGGCCUCGGUGUGGACCCCUUCCUGCUGUGACACUGCUGUGGGCAUAGGGUGGCUUCCGACGCAGGAAGUGUGGGUGCAUGUCAGAGGCCCCCAGAGUGUCCUCACAGCCUGGGGGCCGGGUGACUGAGGGAGGCAGCAGAACUCUUGGGGGUUCCGGGGAAUCUGCUCUGGGCCGAGGGGAGGGGUCUGGGUUCAUCUCUUGAAGGGUCCCAUGCUGCCCUGGCAGCUGCUGCACUGGGUGCACGCCCGUGUUCCCCACCUGGCUCUGCCCAGGGCCUGGGGGCUGCCGUGUGGUGUGCUCGUGGGGCCUGUGAGGGUCUCCGUGGACUCGUCUUUGCCCAAAGCAAGGAGGCAUGAUGCCCUUUCUAGCUUCAGGAGCAUUUUCAGGUUUUUCUUUUUUUUUUCCUUUACAUAAGUUGUUCAUGUGAAGGUCCAUGAGGCAGUGGGUGAGUUGUGUACAGUCCCCCCUCCCUA